AUGUUGCUUGAGUGGAGAUACUGGGUCUUUGCGACCCUUCUCAUGGUACAUUGUCUCAUGCUGGCGGACGCGGCUUCACUUGGAGCGAAGGAGUGUCGGAUCCCACGGCUAGUUGAAGCAACAGCAGAGCAGCUUCAAGAUGGUCUUAAGAAAGGGUGCUUCGAUAGUGUAGAUUUGGUCAAGGCGUAUACUGCUCGAAUCCGUGAGAUUGAUAGGCAAUUUGGUACAAUCCUCGAGUUGAACCCCGAUGCGCUGAGUAUAGCGAAGCAGCUAGAUCGUGAGAGGAAACAAGGGCAUAUCCGAGGUCCGCUGCAUGGCCUGCCAGUCUUGCUCAAAGACAUGAUCGGCACGAAAGAUAAUAUGCAAACAGCAGCUGGCUCUUGGGCGCUUGUUGGAGCUAAGGUUCCCGCAGAUUCAACUGUGGCGGCGAAGCUCAGGGAAAAUGGUCUGGUCAUCCUGGGCAAGACUAGUAUGUCGGAAUGGGCCAACUUUCGUUCGGUAAACUCGUCAAAUGGAUGGAAUGCGCGACGUGGUUAUACAUUCGGGGCAUACUAUCCUGACCAGGACCCGAAUGGAAGUUCGAGUGGUAGUGCUGUUGCGACUGAUCUGGGGCUCAGUACGUUUGCCCUGGGAACUGAGACUAGUGGGAGUAUACUGCUUCCUAGCGAAAGGAACAACAUCGUCGGAAUCAAGCCAACCGUUGGGCUUACUUCACGCUACAUGGUCAUCCCUCUUAGCGAGCGCCAGGACACCAUUGGACCCUUGGCUCGGACAGUUAAAGACGCAGCUGUCUUGUUACAAGUAAUUGCUGGUCCAGAUGACAAGGACAAUUAUACCUUGGCUUCACCCUUCGCAGCAAAAUUGCCUGACUACUUGGCAGCCUGCAAGCUGUCGGGGCUACAGGGCAAGCGUAUUGGUAUUCCUCGAAACGUCAUCGACUACUUAGGUCCCGCAGGUGCUCCUAUAGUUUCGGCAUUCGAAAACGCAGUCACUAUUAUAAGGGCUGCAGGCGCCGCCGUCGUGGAUAAUGCGAAUUUCACAGCGUACAGUGACUUUUAUGGUAGCCUGAAACCGGCCAUUGUUGUGGCUGCUGAUUUUUCGACGAACAUUAAAAGCUAUCUGAAGAAUCUGGGGCAGAACCCAAACAAUAUACAUAGCCUUGAAGACAUUAGGAACUUCACCCAGCAUAGCGCAUUGGAAGAUUACCCGUCGCGCGACACGGGGUUGUGGGAUCAAACGAUUGCUUUGGGCAUGAACAACACAUCCCCGAGCUUUUGGUCCUUGUAUCAGCAAACCCUCUAUUAUGGAGGGGAAGGAGGACUAUUAGGAGCUCUGUCCCGUGACAAACUCGACGCUGUCAUUCUGCCCACUCUUGUGGGCUUCGACAUCCCAGCUGUUGUUGGUACCCCAGGUAUCACUGUUCCUCUGGGAGCAUAUCCAGAUGGGACACCAGUGGAAUACAACACCCGCGGUGACUUAAUCCAGCGUGCUCCUGGUAUCCCUUUUGGCGUCAGCUUUCUGGGUCAGAAAUGGAGUGAAGAAGAGCUGAUAGGGAUGGCAUAUGCAUUCGAGCAGCAGACACUGGUCCGUAAUAGGCUCAAGCGAUCUCUGAAGGUAGAUAAUUAG
This is a messenger RNA of Aspergillus neoniger CBS 115656, 1626 nucleotides long. Its product is annotated as putative amidase. NCBI's taxonomy places the organism in Eukaryota, Fungi, Ascomycota, Eurotiomycetes, Eurotiales, Aspergillaceae. The coding region runs from base 1 to 1626 and encodes 541 amino acids. The record is from RefSeq and is a predicted model, not a curated record. The transcript has 5 exons.